Trypanosoma cruzi is the source of this 609-nucleotide messenger RNA. RefSeq names its product mucin-associated surface protein (MASP), putative. The annotation marks the transcript as partial. The transcript has a single exon. The record is from RefSeq and is a predicted model, not a curated record. Lineage: Eukaryota; Euglenozoa; Kinetoplastea; Trypanosomatida; Trypanosomatidae.
AUGGCGAUGAUGAUGGCUGGCCGUGUGCUGCUGGUGUGUGCCCUCUGCGUGCCGUGGUGCGGUUUAUCUGGAAUUGCGGCCGACGGUGUUGGCGGUGGCGAUGGCAGUGCGGAUGAGGACUUACUGUUGCAGUGGCGUGCUUGGCUGCGGAGGGAAUGCGCGGAGGAGGUCAGCAGGAGGACAGGAGGCAGUGGGAAUGCGUCCGCCGUCGAGGAGUGUGUGCGUCAGGCAAUGGAGAGUGUGCGUGCCGUUGUGGAUGGCCGUCGUCGUUGGAGACGUCAACGGAUUGCUGUUGUUGCUGCUUCUGCUGCUGCGGCUGCGGCUGGAAAAGGGGAUGUCAGCACGGACAAGGAUGGCCAGGCAAGGAAUAAAGAGGUUUCGCCACCCGAAAUAAAAGAUGAAAAGCCGGUGGCUUCAGGACAAGAAUCAACAGAUGCAACAAGAAGAAAGGACCAGACGACACAGGAUCCUUCAUCUGCUAUUGUGUCGCGUAAAAAACUAAUUUCCGAUCAAAAACAAGAAGAAGAUGAAGACAACGAAGAUGAAGAAGCGGAGGAAGAAGCGAAGAUACGCGAAACACCACCACCGGUAGUACUACCGCCAGCAGCA